Molecule: messenger RNA, 1100 nt
Organism: Galdieria sulphuraria
Lineage: Eukaryota; Rhodophyta; Bangiophyceae; Galdieriales; Galdieriaceae
Exons: 2
Coding region: 148-1011 (287 amino acids)
Source: RefSeq, a predicted model, not a curated record
UUUUGGAUUCUUUACACGAAUCAUUUUUGCCUCAAGCAAUUGUGUUCCACAGGACCAGAAACUUUUGAUCGGGGCAUUUUUCCAUCGUUUCAUUUUAAAAGAGACGAUUUCAUAAAUAUUUAAUCUUCGUUUUUGUGAAUUAUCAAAAUGAGACAAUUGAACAUCAACUUUUGUCUUCUCAUAGUACUCAUUGCUUCUACUACUCAUGUACAAGCACAAGGCUCAAUUAGUGCUGCUCCAACAGGACUGGGUUCUAUUCCAACUGGAGUUGUUACAAGUGCUCCAGUAACGGUUAGUACCGGAAUUCCAACUGGGGUUCCUUCCUCGGUGACCACCGGUAUUCCUACUAGUGUACCAACAACAUCUUCGCUCACUAUCUUGAGUGUAUUGCAAGCCAAUAACUUUGAUGAUACAGUUCAAGCUAUUAGUGCAGCAGGACUCACUUCUCUAUUUGACAACCCUUCAGCAACUCUUACCUUCUUUGCAGCAAAUGAUUCCGUGUGGUCCACUUCGACUGCCUCCCAAGCUCUUAGUGCUCUUCCUACAAGUGGGCCCACAAGCAGUAGUAGUUCUUCUUCGAGCAGUGCAGUCUCAUUCCUUACAAGAGUCAUUCUUGGAGCAACUUUCAAUCAAUCGAUAUCUUUAUCUUCGCUUUCGCCUGGCUCCCAUAACUUUACUUCACUCAUAGGAUUGAACUUGACUAUUGUCAAGAACUCUUCAGGAUCGUUUGUCGGACCUUUCAGCGUCGUGAAAUCUGACGUAGCUGUCGGUUCAUCGUUCAUUGAUGUGUUGGAUGGUGUUCUAGUUCCACCUCCUCCCAGCACAACAGCUCCGGUUGCAGUAACUUCUGCUCCUAGCGCAGUGACCUCAGCACCCAUCUCAACCAGUUUUCCAAGUUCUGUUCCAAUUUCCACCGGUGUACCAAGUGGCGUCAUUGUAGGUACUAGUGCGCCUACUAGUGUGGCUGGAGUUCCUAACGGUGCUUCGAUCAUAUUACCUCAACCAGCUUAAAUAUAUAAGUUGUGAGUUCAGGAUUGGAUUGUAUGGCUGUUGCGUGGUAAUAAAAACUGUGAUUUUUUUCCUCAACGAAUUAAUCAAUU